Molecule: messenger RNA, 491 nt
Organism: Dendrobium catenatum
Lineage: Eukaryota; Viridiplantae; Streptophyta; Magnoliopsida; Asparagales; Orchidaceae
Product: histone H4
Exons: 1
Coding region: 25-336 (103 amino acids)
Biological process (GO): nucleosome assembly
Cellular component (GO): nucleosome
Molecular function (GO): DNA binding; protein heterodimerization activity; structural constituent of chromatin
Source: RefSeq, a predicted model, not a curated record
AGCAGAGAGGAGAAGAGAGAGAAAAUGUCAGGACGAGGGAAGGGAGGCAAGGGCCUGGGAAAGGGCGGUGCGAAGCGCCACAGGAAAGUUCUUCGCGACAACAUCCAAGGCAUUACAAAGCCAGCAAUCCGGCGACUUGCUCGGCGUGGAGGAGUUAAGCGGAUCAGCGGCUUGAUAUACGAGGAGACCAGAGGCGUGCUCAAGAUAUUUCUUGAGAAUGUUAUCCGUGAUGCCGUUACCUAUACCGAGCACGCUCGCCGGAAGACGGUGACUGCUAUGGACGUUGUCUAUGCUCUGAAGCGCCAGGGCCGUACCCUUUAUGGCUUUGGUGGUUAGGUGGGUAGGGUUUUUCAGCGGCAGUGGACUUGUUGUUUAGGGUUCGGUGGUGAUUGUAACUUCCAAGCUUUUUUUGUAAUGUAAUUUCAUAUCAGUUUAUGUGACUUGCUGUUCAAUUUGAAUGAUAUAGUAUUUUGGUACCCUUUUGAGCGAGA